Molecule: messenger RNA, 1176 nt
Organism: Dendronephthya gigantea
Lineage: Eukaryota; Metazoa; Cnidaria; Anthozoa; Malacalcyonacea; Nephtheidae
Product: microfibril-associated glycoprotein 4-like
Exons: 6
Coding region: 163-1176 (337 amino acids)
Source: RefSeq, a predicted model, not a curated record
CGUCUAUGCAGUUUCUACGCAAACCAACUGUUUCAAAUAAAGUCCUGAAAUAAUUUCCAAUAUAUCUUAAUCAGAGUUGUGCCUCAAGAUCCUUUUGUAUUCGUCUCUUUCUCUGAUAAAUAUCGUCCUAUAUUAUCGAGUCGAAAAACGACAAUUUAAACGAUGCUUGUUGCGGUGACUUUAAGCUUGCUGUUGCUUGAUAUUGGAAACAUUUCUGCAAACCAAUGUUCUCAGAAGAGAUACGACGCAAUCAUAAAAGGCGGUCCAUCUUUACCUGAUGACGAAAUAAUAUCAAGACACAAUAUUACGUCUUUGUUUGUCAUGUUCGAGUGUCACAAUCAUUGCAAUAACAAACUCGAAUGUGUUGGAUUCAACUACAGAACAACAAAAAAUGUCGAAAAUUGUCAACUGACAAACGUUACUAGAAAGAAAGAAGAAACGAAAACGGGAGAUUGGAUGUUGAUGCAAGAUGUUGAAGCGACUAAGAAAGAGGCUGAAAAAGCAAAGGUUACGAGGAAAUCAGGUCUCCACUGCGCUGAUUUGUAUGGAAAGGGAAAUGAACAAAGUGGAAUUUACGAAAUUAAUCCUGAUGGAAAGGGAAGUUUCAAAGUGUUUUGUGAUAUGACAACAUCAGGUGGAGGAUGGACUGUAUUUCAACGUCGUCUUGAUGGAAGUGUUGACUUCUACCGAGGGUGGCAAGAUUACAAACAAGGUUUUGGUAACUUGAGCGCAGAAUAUUGGCUUGGUCUUGACAAAAUACAAAGGAUGACAAAUAUUUCACAAAAUGAACUUCGUAUCGACAUGGAAGAUACAUCUGGGAACACCAGAUACGCUCAUUAUGAUUCAUUUAAAGUCAGCAGUGAAAGUGAGAAGUACAAGUUGAAUGUUGGAGGUUAUAAUGGUACAGCAGGAGACUCGUUAUCAUAUCACAACGGUAUGGCUUUCACCACCAAAGAUUCUGACAAUGAUAAUUUCGGUGUUAACUGUGCAGUGACAUUCAAAGGAGCCUGGUGGUAUGGUCAUUGUCAUUACUCCAAUUUGAAUGGUUUGUAUCAUAAUGGCGCACACACAUCGAACGCUGAUGGAGUCAACUGGUACCAUUGGAAAGGAUAUCAUUAUUCUCUGAAAUCAACAUCGAUGAAGAUACGACCACGUGAAUUUGGAAAGAAGAAAUAA